AUGAAGACACCCUUGGAAGCAUGUAGAGUUUGCUUAGAAAUGAAUGUGAAAUUAAUAUAUUUAACUCGGCAUAGUGCUCUAAACCGAUGUUUUGAAUGUGUUACUGGAUCAAGUUUAAAGAGCAAGCCUGGCUUACCUUCAUAUAUUUGCUUUGAAUGUGAAGCACUGCUGAGAAAAUUCUACAAAUUUAAACAGCAGACCAUGAAGGUUGAGAAAAUAUUGGUUGCUAUUAUACAGAGAUUUGGAGAGUUGGACAAAGACAGUAUUCUUGGCAUAGACAGAAAAAGCUUUAACAUAGAAAGUAGAUUUAGCACUCUUAACUUACUAUCAAUUAAUAUAUAUCCCUUGGACAGCAAAACUGAAAAUACUAUUGAUUCUAAUGAGAAAAACCAUGAGACUAUCCCAGACACUAACAAAAUUGAGAUUAAGGAGGAAUCCUUUUACCAGACAUCUAGUGUAGGGGCUGUCACCACAUUAGAGCAGGGAAUUGAUGAUGCAUUAGAUGAAGAAGCUAUUGAAACAUUAAAUGAUUGGAUAAGUGAUGAUGAACCACUAUAUUUGCAUAUAAGUGAUAAGAAAAAGGAUAAUGACCCUAAAUCAGAUAUUACAGCAUUGCCAAUAAAAGAGGAUGUUGAGGCUGAUGCAGAGACUAAAAAACGCAAGUUGAAGAGGAGGAAGCAAAAAGUGAAAUUGCAAAAAGUUGAGAGGGUACAGCGGAGAGGGACACUCAGAACUGUCAUGAAUUACCCUAAAGAUUCUGUUGAUAUAGUUGACAUCAAGAAUUUUGUCACCUAUGUCAACCUAACAUUGGAAGAGCAAAUAGAAGAGGUUGAAAAGCGUAAAGAAUCUGACAAUUAUAAAAAUUCUGUUUUCAAAUGCGAUCUGUGCUACAAAGGAUUCCUUUAUGAAGAGGCUUGGCAACACCAUAUGAAGAAACACGAUAAGUCUGCAGGUAGCGUUGAAUGUGUCAUUUGCAAAUUACGCUUUAAAAGUCAACAAACACUGAACAAACAUUUGACUGGACACACUGAUAAGUACUUGUGCAACGCCUGUCCUUACGUGUCGAGACACAAAUCACAAGCGAGAAACCACGUUCUCUGGCAUCAAGGCAUCAUGUAUAAAUGUCCAUACUGCGACGAGAUGAUAUCAAAGUGGACCUCAUAUCUAAGUCACGUGCGCAUAAAGCAUCGAUCGGACUACGUGUGCGCACUCUGCGGCUUUUCCUUUGUAUCGGAAGUGGGAUUAAGCCAACACAAAUCGUUGAAGCAUAAGGAUGACACGGAACCAGUCGGAACAGAUAACAGCGAGAAGGAACCGUUUUGCUCUUUGUGCGAAAUUAAGUUCGCUUCCAGCGAGGCGUACAAUAGGCAUACACUUACUUCGAUCAAACAUAAGCAAACUACGGAUAACAAAAUCGGUUGCCUCGACUGCGGCGAAGCUUUCUCGACAGCGGAAGAGAUGCGUUCGCACACGCGACUAAUGCACAAGAAGAAGAAAUGGCCGCACUUGCUCAAGAAGAAGGACAAUCGCACUUGGCCAAUUGCAUGUAUGCACUGUUCCGAAGAAAUACCCGACGCGCGAACGUACUGGGCGCAUUUCAGGCGAUAUCACCCCGAUAAAGAGUAUCCCGUUGAGAAGAAGCACAUGUGCGAUAUUUGUGGGAAAUCCUAUAGGAGUAACGCGUUCCUAAACUACCACAAGUUGACGCAUUUGGAGCAAAGGUGUUUCAAGUGCGAAUGUGGGAAAGCGUUCUUCAACAAUGGAAACCUGCAGAUGCACAAGAAGACUCAUUCUGAGGAACGACCCUACGUCUGCAGCGUUUGCGGAAAGGGUUUUAAGUGCAAGGGAGCGCUGGACAGACAUUUUCGGGGUCACACUGGAGUGAAACCCUACAAGUGCGAGGUGUGCGGCAAAGCCUUCAGCCAGUCGAACAGUUGCAAAGUCCACGUUCGCACCGUUCACCUUAAAGAGCCUUCGCCAUAUAUCAGCCGUUCUAGGCUUGAGAAACGGAACAAAGUUACUGAGAGACCUGUGGUCUAA
This is a messenger RNA of Leptosia nina, 2040 nucleotides long. Lineage: Eukaryota; Metazoa; Arthropoda; Insecta; Lepidoptera; Pieridae. The record is from the annotation of a GenBank genome assembly.